AUGCUAUUAAAAGCUCUCUUGGCAUUGGCUGCUAGACAUGAUGCAAUAAUUACCAACCGCGGCGAUAGUGAGGCCUCGGAAUUUCAUGGAAGUUGUUUAGAACUGCUGAUCGUCGCACUUGAUCAACCAGAGAAGACAUAUAAUGAUAAUCUCCUGAUCACUGUGGUGGUCCUUCGCUUCUAUGAAGAACUCGAGCGGAUAAGAGACAACAAAUGCCACCUUCUCGGGUCAAAUCGUCUUCUCAAUCUUAUGUCUCGUUCUUCCUCCUCUGGAGGACUGGCGGAGGCAAUCAGCUGGCAAUUUCUGCGCCAAGCCAUCUAUUCGUCCAUAGCUCAGAAUGAGCCAAUACAACUGGAUAUGCAGAACUACGAGCGUUCUUCUGUGUUUCGCCGGGGCGAUGAUUCCGCCCGUGCAAAUAGAAUCAUCUUUUUCUGUGCAUGCAUCAUUCAAAUGUGCGGUGCUGCACCCGGAUAUGUCAUCGAUCGGGGUAGUUGGCAGCGCUUGGCUGAUUGUGUAGAAGAAUGGUACCACAGCAAACCUAGAUCUUGGAAACCACUUAAAUACUGCCCCCCAGAUUUCUCCGCUGAUCGACCCUUUCCUGAGAUAUGGAUUAUGACACCCCCUGCUGUUGGAUACUGCCUACGGCAACCUGCUGAACAACAGGGGUCGUUGCGAUUCCUAACUUGUGUAGAGAAAAAUCUCGGAUGGCGCACCUCUUGGAUUGGGCAAGAAUUGCAGCGUCAAUGGAGGGACCUGGCAGAAUUUGACCCUGAAGAAUGA
Molecule: messenger RNA, 780 nt
Organism: Penicillium macrosclerotiorum
Lineage: Eukaryota; Fungi; Ascomycota; Eurotiomycetes; Eurotiales; Aspergillaceae
Exons: 2
Coding region: 1-780 (259 amino acids)
Source: RefSeq, a predicted model, not a curated record